CAUUAAUCCAAUUUCAGGCCUCCAGCUACAGCACCGUUGCUGAUUGAUCUGCACGCUUAUGCAACAACUGGGUAGCAUCCGGAGGUUGGUUACAGUUGAUCGGAUCUCGCAGCCUGUCCAUCAGCCGGAACUCCGGUUACAAUACCGCCCCGAACAGCAAUUCAAAUGCCGGUCCGGACGCCGUAGUGGUGUGUGUUCACUGUUGAGGCCGAAUGAUGAGACAAAACAUUCAAGCGAGCUGGCCUUACCCCAGGUUUGGCCCAGACAAUGUCCGAGACUGUGAAACAUAACUUCUAGGGUACACUUGACCUCUCGUUAUUUCUCUCAAUAUGUGGAUGCAGUUAUCCAGCAUUACACAAAACUCUGGCCUCAUGAUCGCCAGUGUCUCUGUAUUCAACGACCCUCACAAGCUGUUUACAGAUCAUAGAAUUGCUGGUCUUGACUCCUGUCCCAAGUCACCAAGUCCAAUGUGUUCUAGAUCUGUGAUCACCAGCGGCUCGGUCAGCCCAUGGACCCUUAUGCAUGUAGACGAUCCGGGCCUCCUGACCGCCCAGCCGGAUUUAUCCAACGCUGCUAGGAGUGACAGCAGUCUUGGACCAGUACAAUGCGAUACUCACAGUGGAGGAAAAUCCUUAGCCUUGACGGCCUACUCUCUGCUAUUAUCCUAAUCUGAUAUACCAGGUCUGAGGCGCCAUCAGCUGAACCUUACACCCCCCCCCGGUUCGCAACGACAUGCGGUGCUCACUGGUCUGAGCUACUUAGUUGAUAAAGAUGGCGCAUGGCAUGCCCAAGAAUCCUCAAACUAAGUUGUUGUUAUUGUUUCAAGCUCAACACAAGUCACGGCAAGGUCUCUUGUCCUCCGAGUGCCCUGGGUGCCAGGAAACCUCUAUCGAUCAUUGAUGGGGAUACAGCCCGUACAGCUCGGAAAUUGUGUCCUGUCAUGGCAUCUCGAACUAAAGGAUACCGGGCCUGUAUCGCUUCGGCAGGAAAACUAUGAGAAAGGUUCGAGGCUUGGUCUUGAAGUUGAUAAUUUUUGGAAGUUCCAGAUCUGGAUUGUGCUCAUGCUGUAUUCUGAGAACAAUGUCCACGCAAGUGCAUGGUAUUAGAGGCCUCUGGAGCUUUCAAUAAGCCACAAGAUACAUGAGUGAGGAACCGGACAUAAUGACCUUCAAGUCCAUAUGAAUCAUGCAUGAGACCAGCGUGGGCGAAGUUGGUAGGUACCUACCUAAGCAAGGGAGGCGAGCAAACCUGAGAUCUUUAUGGCAAGUGAUGAAAAGGCUUAGGCAAUUUAGUCUAAAUUUGGGAGAGUCUUUACUGAGUUUAUUUUGGAAUCCUCUUCUAAGUCUCAUAUUUAUUUUGCAUUCAGCAGCUGUUGCUCGACAUGGAGACCUGCAUAAUGGGAAGAGUCCAGGCUGGAAACGACUGGAGACCGAGUCAAGCUGGGCAUUCUCUCUCGGCUUCCACUCUUACAAAAAAUCAAUCUUCUGCUGGAUAUGACCAAGUUGCCGUAUGCUCUGAAAGUUCGAGGGUAUAUGGAAAUCUCUGGCAUUGAAGAGGCACUUUGGAACUGUUACAAGAGAGGCAAGCAGUGGCAAGCGCUCAUGAAUGAAUAGAAGGAGAAGGUAAAGGGCACUAGUAACGGCUUAUAAUAAUACAUUAGUUAUGGAAAUCAAUUAUAGAGUUUUAAGCGGCUGAUAGUUAUCACAGUACUCUCUUUAGCAG
Messenger RNA from Fusarium verticillioides 7600, 1722 nucleotides. RefSeq lists its product as hypothetical. The transcript has a single exon. The record is from RefSeq and is a predicted model, not a curated record. NCBI's taxonomy places the organism in Eukaryota, Fungi, Ascomycota, Sordariomycetes, Hypocreales, Nectriaceae. Bases 330 to 668 code for a protein of 112 amino acids.